Messenger RNA from Dictyostelium purpureum, 4431 nucleotides. RefSeq lists its product as uncharacterized. NCBI's taxonomy places the organism in Eukaryota, Evosea, Eumycetozoa, Dictyosteliales, Dictyosteliaceae. The record is from RefSeq and is a predicted model, not a curated record. Gene Ontology annotation, molecular function: histone binding. The coding region runs from base 1 to 4431 and encodes 1476 amino acids. Gene Ontology annotation, cellular component: NuA4 histone acetyltransferase complex. The transcript has 6 exons. Gene Ontology annotation, biological process: chromatin remodeling; regulation of transcription by RNA polymerase II.
AUGGAGUCAAGUAAAAAUAACAAAAAUGACGAAAAUAACAAUGUUCCAAUGGAAAUAGAAAAUAAUAACAACAAUAACAAUAAUAGCGUUAAUAAUAAUUUUAAUAAUAAUAAUAAUAAUAAUAACAAUGAUAUGUUAAAUGAUAUUAAAAAUAAUUUAUUAAACGAAAUGAAAUUAAAUUUAUCAAAAGAGUUAAAUUUAUUAAAUAUCAAUUAUGACAAUAGUAAUAAUAGUGCUGAUAGCCCAUAUUCAAUAAUUACAAAUCAAUUGUUAUUAUUUCAACAAAAACAAAUCGAAUUAUUAAAUCAAAAAUAUUCAAAUUUAAUAGAAAAUAAAUUUAAACAGCUGGAGGAAAAAGUAAUGGACACAUUGGAUGAUAAAAUGGUUAAUGGUAAUUUAUAUAAUAAUAUCAAUGGCACAGCGUUUUCAGUUUUAGCAUCAUCCCUAUCAAAAUUAAAGAGAAAACUUGUAUUAAAUAACGAAAUUGACAGAGAGGAAUUGACAAAGAGAUUGGGCGUUAUGAUCGAUAGAGAGUUUCCUCAAGAAUUAAAAAAUAAAGAUCAAGAAUUAUUGGAAAUUGAUACCAGGAUACUAAAAGUAAAGGAAAUGUUAGGAUCUAUGGCAAGACACCGUUCAACUAGACCUCAGUUUUCAAUUGAAAAACAGAAGCAGUUUUUACAACAAGAACCAGAAGCAGUUUUUACGACAAGAACCAAAAUCAGCUCUGGCCCUUCAGGUAAAAAAAAGUUAUAUAUGCGUAUACCAUCAACCGGUAAUUUUAUUCAAUUCGUUUGUCCAAAUUGUAAAAAAGAUGAGUUUUCAAACAUGACUGGUUUCUUAAAUCACUGUAGAAUAAAACAUAAUAGAAAAUAUUCUAAUCAUGACGAAGCCGCAGAAGCUAUAGGUAUACCUGUUUCAGAAGAUAAAAUACCUAAAGAUGAUCCUUCACGUCAAGAGGCACCAUUAUUUAAAUUUAAAACUUCAAAAGAUAGUUCUAACACAAUUGGCAAGGAAAAGAAAAAUAUAAACGAUGAUUUAAUGGAAUUAAUUUCAAAGAGUAAUAAUAGUAGUGAGAAUAUAAUAAAUAAUACCGCAGCUGCAUCAACAGAGUCUUCAACUAAACUAUCAGCAGGACCAACAGCAACAACAUCAGCAAUUGUUUCUAACGAAACAUCUAAGGCUAUUGAAAUGGAAGAAGAAUCAUCAACCUCAUCAAGUAGAUUUUAUAUUAAGAAAAGAGUGAUAGUUGGUAAUACAUGCACUCAAAUUCAUCCAAAUCAAAGAGGCCAAGAUAAAUCAACUCAUAAAUGGAUGGUGUAUGUUAGAGGACCUCAAAAUGAGCCAGAUAUUUCAUAUUUUGUUAAAAGAGUUUGGUUUUAUUUACAUGAUAGUUUUGCACCAAAUGAUAGAGUUGAAAUUAGUGAAAAACCAUUUCAAUUGGUUCGUAGAGGGUGGGGAGAAUUUCCAGUUCGUGUUAAAUUGUUUUUCCAUGAUAUCAGAAAUAAACCAAUCGAUAUUAUUCAUAAUUUAAAAUUAAUUCAAACGCCAAUUGAAUAUGAAAGACAGCUUCAAAAACAGCAACAAUUACAACAAAACCAACAGCAACCGCAGCAACAUCAACAACCGCAACAACAACAGGAUACACCUAAUAAUAUUAGUGGUAUAGUAAUUUCACCAUCAAUUGUAAAUUCUUCAUCAUCGACAAAUACUAAUACCACUAGCGUGACAACCCCACCACAGACCUCCACAACCCCACCACAAACCAAUGCCACUACAUCACCAGUUCUUUCAUCACCAGUUGUAAAGAAAAAACCCACAAAUUUAUUUUCAUCAUCCUCUUCAAUGGGUGGCGGUAAAUUAUUUGCAAAUAUUUCAAAAGAAUUAAGAAUUAAAAAAGAAAUGGAAAAGAAACAUUUAAAAGAAAUAAGGAAAGAGCGUGAAAAAAGUACAAUUGUAGAUAUAACAGCUGAAAAUGAAAUAAAUAAUACAGCCAAAAAAAUCAAUAAUAAUAAUAAUAGUAAUAACAAUAAUUAUAAUAAAAAUAAAAAUAUUUUCAAAUUCGAUUUUGACGAUGAAGACUUAUUGCAACAUCCAGACCUUGUAAAUAAAAUAAAAGAUAACAAAACUACAACUACUUCCACAACCACAUCAUCACAACCAUCAACUUCAAAUCAUACAUCACCUAAAAAAAAAGAAACUAAUGCAGAAGAGCAUCCAAUUAUUUCCAAUAACAGCACCAAAAAACAACCAUACAGAACAAGUAAAUCAAGAGAUGACUGGGUUAGAUGGACUUUCGGAAAGCAAAAAUCAAUAGAAUAUCGUCGUGCUAAACUUAUUAACCGUUUAUUUAAAAAGUCAAUGAAUGAGGAGCUUACAGUUUCUUAUACUAUUAAAUGGUGCAGAGAUAAUGGUUUCACUCCUCUAACUCAUUCACAAGAAAAGUUCUAUAAUAUGAAAGAUCCAUUUUCAAAAUCAAAAUAUGAAGUAAUUGAAACAAAAGAAAAAAGAAAAGAUAAAAAAGAAAAAAGUAAAGAUAUAGAAAAAACUAAUGAAGAAAAAGAAAAAGAAAAGGUAGAAAGGUUAGAAAAAGAAGAAAGAGAAAAAGAAAGAGAAAGAGAGAAAGAAAAAGAAAGAGAGAAGGAAAAAGAAAAAGAAAGAGAAAGAGAAAGAGAGAAAGAAAAAGAAAAGGAAAGAGAAAAGGAAAGAGAAAGAGAAAAGGAAAGGGAAAAGGAAAGAGAAAGAGAAAAAGAAAAAGAAAAGGAGGUGAACAAUAUUUUAAGUUCCACUACUAUCGAAACAGCUACUACUAUUUCAGAAAAUUCAAUAGUUUACCAAGAAACAAUUGAUACUCCAAUUAUCCAAAAUAAUAAUAAUAAUAAUAAUAGUAUUUUAUCAUCAACAGAAGCAGCUAUUAAGGAAAAUAAGAGUUUAUUUGAUCAACAAUACGAAUCAGAUAUUUUAAAUGAUGAAAUCGAUAAAGUUUUAAAUGGUAUUGAUGAAGGCAGCAAUAAACUAAACCACGAUGUCAAAAUGGGAUCUUCAGAUAUGUUUGAUAUUGAAAAUCACUUUUUAUCAAAUCAAAAUUUUUCAGAUAAUAAUUCAUCACUUCAUCAUCAUCAUGAUAUUAUAAUGCAACCAAUGGAAAGUAUUAGAUCAGGUUUAUCAAGUGUUAUUGAGGAGCAUCAUUUAUUUUCUACCUCACAAACUUUGAUUGAUGGUUUUAAACCCGAUAUCGACCAUAAUAGUAUAUUGGGUACCGCAGGUGUUGAUCCAGCUAUGAUGAUUGGUUCAGGAACCGCAACCACAGCAGAAACAAUGACAACAGCAUCUUCUAUCAGCACAAUUAGUUCACCAUCAUCCACACUUCCAACAUUAGAGACUAUUGUUACAGAAACAUGUGAUAAUACUAUAAUCAAUACAGAAUAUACAGAUCCAUCUACAAUAACAACAAAUAUUCCUUCCACAGAAUCAAAUACCGAGUUAACAGUUUCAUCUUCAGAUAUUACAUCACCAACAACAGCAAUAAUGGAUUCAAAUAUGGGUAAUAUACCAAUGGAAAUUUCAGAGCAUCAACCAAUACAAACAGAACAAGAGCAUCAUCAGGUUUUGGAAAAAACGGAAUCAUCAGAAGCAGCAGAAGCAGCGGCAGCGGCAGCAGCAGCUUUACAAGCAGUGGCAGGUAUUGAUAUACCAGUGGAUACAUCAGAUGGAAAUGAUUCAGUUGCCAAUACGAUUGCAGAGGAUGAAUUAUAUGAUUUCCCAUUAAUAGAAACUUCACUGUGCCCAUUGACACCAAAUCCUAAAACAGGUAAAACAACAUUUGUCGAUAUCUCUACUAUAUCUCAAAAUGUGGUAAAUAACUCUACCAAGGGAAAUGCAUUGGUAGCAACCGUACCAAAGAAACCUACUUAUCCAUCAUUAUUUUGUAGAUACUGUGGAACUGGUCAUAGUGCAGGUCAAUUUGAUAGUAGGCAAAAAGCCUGUUUAUUACAAUUUAAAGCAAAUUCAUUUACACAUAUCACAAACUCAUUCCCACAAAUUGUUAUAACUUAUCCAGCCAAUUUUGAUCCAGAAUCAAAACAUCCAAACUCAAAUGCAUUGUCACCAAUUAAGGUUUUAAAGAAAUCUAAAUAUCAUAAAGAUAAAUUCCCAAUCGAAUGGAUUCAAAAUAUUUUAAGAAUUAUAAAUAUACCAAGGUUAAAAGAUUCAACAUGUGAUUUUAGCACAGAGGAGCUGUUAUAUAUGAGCUCUAUUUUAUUCAUUAGAGAUUUGGUUGGGGAAGCUUAUGGAUCAUAUUUAGAAGAAAGAGAAAAAGAAUCAAAAGAUGAAUGUGUUUUAAAACUUAUUGUUCCUGCUCAUCUACAUUCUGCUAUUAAAAAUAACCCAUUAUUUAAUUUUAUUAGUAAUACUGGUUUAUAUAACACUAAAUAA